UGGACACGGACUGACCUGACUGUCCAGAGAGGACAGGCUCAGUGACCACAGCCUGGCCAUAGACACUGGACACAGACUGACCUGACUGAAUGUGGAAGAAUGUAUUGAGUUGUGCUGCGUAUGUGAAGCUCUGUGCGCUAAUAAAAGUGAAGAGCUCCUGUUUACUCAGUUAAGUCACGGUGAAUGUAAAUGGCUGGUUUUGCGGGCAUCUGUUUCAGCUUAUGUUCUUGCUGUUGUGCUCUGUGAGCUGUGUGGCUGGGCGAAGUGUGUGUUCAAGCACUCCUCCCCGUCUGCCCCUGCAGCAGCUGAAGCACGUGAACCUGGUCAAUCUGCUUGAGGUCUUCCGCAGGAAGAGGCGGCUCCACCUGGUCUUUGAGUUCUGUGAGCAGACGGUGCUGACGGAGCUGGACCGACACCCCCACGGGGUCCCGGAGCCUCAGGUGAAGAGUAUCGUGUGGCAAACCCUGCAGGCUGUCAACUUCUGUCACAAGCACAACUGUAUCCACCGAGACGUGAAGCCGGAGAACAUCCUGCUGACCAAGGGUGGUGUCAUCAAGCUGUGUGACUUUGGAUUCGCCAGGAUCCUCACCGGUCCAGGCGAUGACUACACCGACGCCUCAGGAGACCUCCAGAAGGACCCACUGUGUGUGUCUGACCCUACACCCCCAGGUGACCUCAUCCCACGGCACCAGCAGGUCUUCCGGUCCAAUGUGUUCUUCAGUGGAGUCAGCAUCCCGGAGCCCGACACCACGGAGCCCCUGGAGAAGCGGUACCACAGUGCGUCUCCUCAGGCCCUGGCUGUGCUCAAGUCGUGCCUGGUGAUGGACCCGGCGCUCCGCCUGACCUGCGAGGAGCUGCUGGAGCUGCCGUACUUCGAGAGCCAGGGCGGCGAGGAAGAGGGGGGCGCGGGACGAAGGCAGGAAAGGGGCACCCGUCGCAGGGCCCCGGGGCACCUGCCCCAGCUGCCUGGCAAUAACCACUCCCCUGCCCCUGAGGUGAAGAAACAGGUCAAGCACAAGUACGACCACCACCUGCCCAACAUCUGAGGCCGAGUCAGUCUGUGAGUAUGAGUGUGUACGUGGGACGAGUGUGAGACUGUUUGCAUGUGUGUGUCUGUGUGUCUGUUCCCAGCUGAUUCUCUGCUUGAUGAGCUGCUGAGAAACCAUCUGAGUCCCAUCUUCGCUCCGAGCCCACGUGUGCAGCCGGUGACUCUUUUCCUGCACACCUUACAAAGGCCGGAGACUGUGGGAGUUUUGGCUGCUGGCCUCCUGUUGGUAACUUGUGUUCCAGCGUCAGUGGGGGAGGAGCGGAGUUGUGCCCACCUCCAGUGAGUGGAGGUGCUUGACUUGGGCGGCAGCCUCCGUCCUAGAAGAUGCUGUACGGGGAAGGGUCUAGUGCUGGCCUGCUCUGUCUCGUGGCCCCUGGCCCUGCUCAGACGUACUCGGACAUCGGUCGAGCUGGCCCUCACUCUGCUGUAGGGCACCGCGGAGCUCGCGGCGCGGGCCAGGAGCAAGCGUUUUGGAGGAAAGCAGGUCCUGCCUCUGUCGUGUCCCUCGGGCCGGGACGCAACGCGGGCCGUAAGGGCAGGCCCGGUCCACCAGCAGGAAGCGGUUCUGAAGUGGGAAGGGUGGACAAUGAGGAAGAACUGGUUCCAGAUUGUAGAAAAAACAGGAGACUUUCUGAAGUACAGCAGUCAAAGCCUUGUAGCACUUCAGUGCACAGAAGAGUGAGAAGCACACAGCGACAGGGGACCUUGCAAGGUAGCGUUCUGGACUGUCAGAAGAGGUCCAGGAAUAGAGAACCGGGCUACCAGGCCUCCACUGCUGUGGAUCUGCUGUGCUGUAUCAGUUUACUACUUGUCUUACUCUUCAAUAAUAUAGAAAUUUCUCAGUUCUUACACUGGAAUUUCUGUAGAAUCCAGAUUCUGUAGAAUCCAGUAUGUUCUUACAUUAGGUGGUAAGACAGGAGAAAGCUUUUAAAUGUAUAUAAUAUGUUUUAUAUAUGAUGUGAUGUACUGUAUAAUUGUCAAUAGUUAUAUAUGUAAAAAAUGUAUAUAGCAGUGUUAACACAUGGCAGAUUCUGCAAUAAAGAAUCCAUUUCUUCUG
This is a messenger RNA of Lepisosteus oculatus (spotted gar), 2105 nucleotides long. Lineage: Eukaryota; Metazoa; Chordata; Actinopteri; Semionotiformes; Lepisosteidae. The record is from RefSeq and is a predicted model, not a curated record.